AUGAGUUCGGGUCUUGAAAGUCCAAAUUAUCAUAUAGCUCUUAGUCCGGAUGGUCAGAAUGUUGUUACAUUUAAUACAGCGACUUUGGAGUUGAAUGUACGCCAUAUAGAGAACUUGACAUCCGUAAAAACAAUAAACUAUAAAGGAUUUAACAACAUAAACACAUCGAAUCCCCAAUUACGUUGGUCAUUAACGAUUUCCAAUUCUAUAAACCUUGGUAACCAUUUGGACACAUUAAUCGGUAUUUCAUGUUUCGAUGAAAAUCGUGGCCCGAGAUCCCAAGCAAAAAAAUCACGCAUUCGAGGAAUUCUAGAUGAAGAAGAUUCAUCAUUUGAUAAUGUAGAACAAGGUCGCUCACUUAUAGCAAAAGUAUCUCCGCGUACUUGGGUUCUUUCAACAUUGUAUCGUGAUAGAUUAAAAACCUCAUUGGAUGAAAUUGGUGGAGUCGUACGGUUUCUCUCAAAUUCUCCAUUUCAAACAAGUAAUGAUAUUGACUUGGUAAUAGUUCACGGAGAAGGAAUUUCGAAAACCACGAUCGGAACCAAUUACGUAACUAAAAGCGGAAACUUUAAUCGGAAUAUAUCAGUCACAUUGUCAGAAGAUUUCUUAUUUCCAACUUCUAUUUCCAGGAAAAUCGAUGCUAUCCAAGAUCUCAAACUAAAAGCGCAAUUAUUUCAUCGGAGUAUAGAAAAAAAUUAUUUUAUCGUAGAAAAAGCGGAAUUAUUGGAAAUAUACAGUUUAAAAACUAAUGAACUCUAUAAAGUCUUUCAUGUACGAAAAGAAUUAUCCCAGUUAAUUACAAGUGGAAAUUCAAUUGUUGAAAUUUCGAAAAAUGAUGUGCUGAUGGCAUAUUGUAGUGGUACUAACAGUGUAUCAUUAUAUUUGAUGGAAAAUUCAUUAGAAAUUGCAACUCGAAUGUUUCCGAAUCUUUAUAGAAUAAAUUCGAUAGAUUUUAUUCAUGAUGACGAACAAUUACUUAUAGUUGGAGAAGAAGAGACCAGUAAUGAUAGUUCAUUGGAAUUGGUUACAGUUAUUGUGAUUUGGAAUUUAUUCAGUGCAUCGGAAAAUGCUAUUAUAACUGUUCAGGAUACUGAAAAAAUAAUCCCAGUAAGACCUCAAGAAGAUUAUCAUAAAUUUGCCAGUGCUAGCGGAGUUAUUGUUUGUGUAGACGAAGAUAAUGGAAAUAUAUUUUCAAUUAAUGAUCAUCCCUCUUUGGGAAACAUUUUAAACCCGCCUCCAAUUUCGUCGUCAGGACUUAUUCAAUUGAAUUUUCAGGAAGCUCGGAACCAAAUGGAUCAAGUUCAUCAUAUAAUUUUUACUCAAGAUGGAAAAUUCUUUGAUGCAAAUCAAGAACCAAGGGAUGUUAUUAUUGUAUAUAAUACAGAGCCCUGGGUUCGUUUCGGACAAUAUCCUCGGAUAUCAGCUUAUCUAAAUAAUGAUAAAACAUAUCAAGUAAUUAUUGGACAAACAACAAUACAAGUAUGGAGUAGAACUGAUAAUUCAAUCAAAAGAAGGUUAGAAUACAUCUGGACAAGUGUUGAUAAUACAACAUUUGAUGUUCAAAGCAUUUCAAUCGGUAACGGGGAAUUUUUCAUAGAUAUAUCGUUUUCAGAUACAGGAGAACACGUCCAAAUUCAUUGGCCUUAUAACCGUCAUACCUUGAAAGAUGCAUGUAGUGCUCUUGAAUAUCUUUAUUAUAGACGAAAUGAACCAACAUCAAUCAGGAAAAAACGUAUGUUUAAUAUAUUAGUUAGUCAAACAAGUGAAAUUCUAAAGAGAGUUAUAACAACAAAUCCUGAUAUUUGGAGAAUGGCUGAUGCUAGAUAUGAAAUAAUGCAAUCAUUAAUUCGUGGACGAUGUGUUUCUUUGAUCAAAAAAAUUUUAUCCGAAGGUUAUCACGGAACUAAUUUAACAAUGGGAAAAAAUUUGCAUUUCCCUAGACAAUACGAAUGGCCUUUGGUACCAAAAAGAAGUGAUUUACAGCUAGCCAUUGAGUACGCUGGAGAAAAUCGUAGUGAUACUGUUAUAGUUGGAUAUCUCUUGAAUUAUUAUUCUGAUAACGCAAUGAAUAAUGCUGGUUGGAUGGUUACUGUAUCUCAAGCAAUCCCAGAAUUAUAUGAUCAUAACAUGGAUUAUUAUGUAAAAGAAUUGUUUCAUAAACAGUGUUUUGGCGCAAAAGAAAUAAUCGUUGACGUUUCUUUUAUAAAUCCCGACGAUUUACUUGAGGCACAUUAUAAAAACGUUCAUGCUUUGAAUCUCAAACCAGCUCUUUUACGCAAAUCGGAUAUAAGUCCCGAACAACUUAAAAAAAAAUUAUCACUUAUUCAAAAAAUUUCAAGUUUAAAAGGCAUGUUUUCGUUCGAACAACUUGCUAGGGAAGCUGAAGAAAAAAUCAAGAAUAAAAAAUAUGGACUUUAUGAUAUUAUUAAACGUGACUCAUCGUCCGUAUUAUCUAAUUUGCGCGUGGUCCCUCUUCCAGAUUUCACCGUGUAUCCUCCGGGCGUUAUUAAAGAUCAUACCAAAGUUCCUUUUAUAUUACGAUUUUUAAAAAUGCUAAUUUGGCCACGCGGAUAUAUCAUCACUGAAGACUCACAUUGUAGCCCGUUCCUUCGUACAAUCCGUCGCGAUAACAGUGAUGUAGUAUUUAGUAAUCCUGCGAUAGCAGCGAUAAUUGAUUACAAAUGGUCAUCAGCUCAUGAUGGAUUGAAUUUACAACCUAUUAUGGAUAGGACUUUAUAUUUAAUUCUUCAGGGCUCAGCAACUUAUAUCUAUAUUAUCAUGAAUAUCUUGACAAAAAUUUGGCCAUUUUUAGCAUUCAUGAUAAUAGUUGUCUUUGGUAUAGGACACGCAAUGUACAUUCUGUUACGAAACCCAAACCAAAUAAAUCUAGUUCCCAGCGGAACAAGUUAUCAAAUAUUAAAUGCCUCAGAUCCAAAUUCGACAACGAAUAAUUUGUUUCCUGAAAUUGUUAUCUCACAAUCAUCAGAUCCCCUUGAUAUUAAUGAUAAUUACUUUUCGAACUUUUGGAAAUCACUAGAAAGCGUUUUCUUUUGGGUUAAUGGUAGAUGGGAUCAACUUGAUCAAUGGAAUUUUCUACCGAUUGACAUAAUAACUCUUCUUGCAAGUAUCUUACUCGUCACAAUUAUGCAAAAUAUGUUGAUUGCAUUCAUGACAGGUGCAUUCGACGAUGCUCAAUCAUCGGGUGAAGAUGCAGUCUUGAAAUACAGAGCGGAUCUAAUCUUUGAGUACGAGACUUUGGAAAAACUAUUUGGCACAACACGCGAAGAUUCACGUUACAUUUACUACGUUGGAAAAGCUGAUGAUUUGGCUCAAUGGUUAACAAAAGCCGAAGAAUAUCAGUUAACACAUGGAUCUUUGCUUAAUGAGAAUGUCGAUUUAACUUCAGAUUGGAGUGUUGCACAAGUUUUAAAAGCUAGUAGAUUGGUAAGUACUACUAGUGAUAAAAAAGCCCUUCAGGAAUUUGACGUUAAUAUUCAACCUGGCCUUGAUGAUUUACAAGAGAAGAUUAAACGUAUGGAAUAUAAAAUUGAAAAGAUUUUAGAGUUGCUGAUAAAAGAAUAG
Messenger RNA from Cetraspora pellucida, 3582 nucleotides. Lineage: Eukaryota; Fungi; Glomeromycota; Glomeromycetes; Diversisporales; Gigasporaceae. The record is from the annotation of a GenBank genome assembly.